Molecule: messenger RNA, 1809 nt
Organism: Verticillium nonalfalfae
Lineage: Eukaryota; Fungi; Ascomycota; Sordariomycetes; Glomerellales; Plectosphaerellaceae
Exons: 2
Coding region: 1-1809 (602 amino acids)
Biological process (GO): L-leucine catabolic process
Cellular component (GO): methylcrotonoyl-CoA carboxylase complex; mitochondrion
Molecular function (GO): methylcrotonoyl-CoA carboxylase activity
Source: RefSeq, a predicted model, not a curated record
AUGUCGGCUUCCCGCUCCUCGAGAGACCUCCUCGUGCUCUCUCGCCAACUGACCCGGUCGAGCACCUCCACGACGGCCGCCGCCCGCCUCCACACCCUCCAGCCCCGCCUCCGCCCUUGCUCACGAUCUUCGACGAGCAGCGGCGUUGCACAGACGCGGACGCAGACACAGACGCAGACGCAGACUCGCGGCGUCGCGACGUUUACACCACCCCACCAAGCCAGCGCCAUCUCCCUCGUCCAGACCAACGUCGACCCGUCCUCGGAUGAGUUCAGGGAGAACGAGCAGGGCAUGGCCGAGGUCAUGGCCCGCAUGCAGACCCUGACGACGCGCAUCCACCGCGGCGGCUCGGACAAGGCCCGCGCGAAGCACCUCGCGCGCAACAAGAUGCUGCCGCGCGACCGCGUCACGGCCCUCAUCGACCCCGGCACCACCUUUCUCGAGCUCUCGCCCCUCGCCGGCCACGAGCUGUACCCCGAGGCCGACGUGCCGGCGGGCGGCAUCAUCACGGGCGUCGGCGUCGUCGAGGGCGUCACCUGCGUCAUCGUCGCCAACGACAGCACCGUCAAGGGCGGCACCUACUACCCCAUCACCGUCAAGAAGCACCUGCGCGCCCAGGCCGUCGCCCAGGAGAACAGGCUGCCGUGCAUCUACCUCGUCGACAGCGGCGGCGCCAACCUGCCGCACCAGGCCGACGUCUUCCCCGACCGCGACCACUUUGGCCGCAUCUUCUACAACCAGGCCCGCAUGAGCGCCCAGGGCAUCCCCCAGAUCUCCGUCGUCAUGGGGCCCUGCACCGCCGGCGGCGCCUACGUGCCCGCCAUGAGCGACGAGAGCAUCAUCGUCGAGAACCAGGGCCACAUCUUCCUCGCCGGCCCGCCCCUCGUCAAGGCCGCCACCGGCGAGGUCAUCUCGGCCGAGGACCUCGGCGGCGGCCGCCUGCACUCGUCCGUCUCGGGCGUCACCGACUACCUCGCCGUCGACGACGCCCACGCCCUCACCCUCGCCCGCCGCAGCAUCAGCAACCUCAACUGGCCCGCCCGCAGCCCCGCGACCCCGGCCCCGGCCGCCGCCUACGCCGAGCCCGUCCACCCGCCCGCCGAGCUCCUCGGCAUCGCGAGCACCAACCUGCGCAAGCCGCUGCCGAUCCGCGAGGUCAUCGCGCGCAUCGUCGACGGCUCCGAGUUUUCCGAGUUCAAGCGCGACUACGGCACGACGCUCGUCACGGGCUUCGCCCAGAUCCACGGCUACAAGGUCGGCAUCGUCGCCAACGACGGCAUCCUCUUUGCCGAGUCGUCCCAAAAGGGCGCCCACUUUGUCGAGCUCUGCACGCAGCGCGGCAUCCCCCUCGUCUUUCUGCAGAACAUCUCCGGCUUCAUGGUCGGCUCCGAGGCCGAGCGCGGCGGCAUCGCCAAGCACGGCGCCAAGCUCGUCACGGCCGUCGCCUGCGCCGACGUGCCCAAGUUCACCGUCGUCGUCGGCGGCAGCUACGGCGCCGGCAACUACGGCAUGUGCGGCCGCGCCUACUCGCCCCGCUUCCUGUGGAUGUGGCCCAACGCCCGCAUCGGCGUCAUGGGCAGCGAGCAGCUCAACUCGGUCAUGGAGACGGUCGGCAAGGCCGAUCCCGCCCUGAAGGACAGGAUAGAGAAGGAGAGCGAUGCCACGUUCUCGUCGGCAAGGUUAUGGGACGACGGCAUCAUCCCGCCACAGGACACGAGGAGGUACCUCGGACUGGGCCUGCGCGCGGCCAUGACGGGCCGGAAUGAGGUCAAGGCGGGCGAGACGAAAUUUGGAGUGUUCAGGAUGUAG